AUGUCAUCUAAACGAGGUUAUUUAGUUCAUUUUGCACGGAUAUUCUUCGCUAGUUUAUUACUUCUUGCGUGUUCAUCAUUGACGCAUGUCUGGAACGCAUAUCAGCCAUUGCACCUCGCCUUUCAGAUACAGCAAUGUCAAUUAGGUUUAUCGAAUCGAAAAGAUCUGUCCGCGAAUAUUUGGCCAUGGUUAACAAGUUUUCAACUAAGCAAAAUUUUGCCAACAUUUUCAUUUCUCUCAACGUCGAGCUCAUCGAAAUGUCUAUCUCAUAGUGAACUGACUUAUCCACUGAAUGUUCAUCAGUAUAUUGAAUGGGUUCGUUCGGUGAUAGCUGUGUAUCUUGUGUAUCAUCUAGUAUGUUUGUUCCUUUUUCAUGCACAAAUGAAGCGAUUGGAAGAGAAACAACGGUAUUAUGGCCGUCGUUAUCGACAAGAGGAAAAAGUCCGAUGUUCAAAACGUUUAUUGAAAACAUAA
Molecule: messenger RNA, 474 nt
Organism: Adineta ricciae
Lineage: Eukaryota; Metazoa; Rotifera; Eurotatoria; Adinetida; Adinetidae
Source: the annotation of a GenBank genome assembly